Molecule: messenger RNA, 1350 nt
Organism: Phoenix dactylifera (date palm)
Lineage: Eukaryota; Viridiplantae; Streptophyta; Magnoliopsida; Arecales; Arecaceae
Product: putative E3 ubiquitin-protein ligase RHY1A
Biological process (GO): ubiquitin-dependent protein catabolic process
Cellular component (GO): nucleus
Molecular function (GO): ubiquitin protein ligase activity
Source: RefSeq, a predicted model, not a curated record
UUCGUUCAUCAAGAUCCUUCGCUGAAGCUUCCGCAUUACGUCAAAGUCUUCGACCGUAGCUUCCUUCGCUCUUUCCUGCCAAAAAAUCCCAAGCGUUUCAUUACCUUUCUCCUCCUCCGCCUCCUAUUCUUCUUACAAUUAAAUAUAUAUAUAUUAACCAUCUGCGAACAAGAGAGGGACGAAGAAGAGAAAAAGAGGGACGGGGUCUAUUUCAUGACGAGCGCUUCGGAGUUGUUCUAUAUUCGGAGGUCUCGAUUGGGCCGGAGCUCGGAGGCAGAGCCAGCGCUCGGGCUUCUCCCCUCAUCCGACCGAGACACCGGCCUCCGCCAUCCCCACCGCUGCCGCGCGCCGCGCGACCGCCCCCACCGCCGUGGGGAUGGCUGCGAUUUUUCGCGCCGCUUUAACGCCGGGGCUCCCCCGGCCCGGCAUCCCUGCCACCAUCGCGCCUCCCAAAUGGAACAUGAAUCAGUUUGGUUAGAUAAUGGUGCUACCAACAUAUCUGGGACACCCAACAAUAAUUAUGGUGGAACUGCCAACAGCAGAGCCGAAAGUUUGAGAUUUCUUCAAAAUGAUCGACUUCCGAGUUCUGUAAUACAGGCACAGGCAAGGCUUCUAGAGCGAUUUAGAGGAAUGUCUCUUACAGAAAGGAGGCGGAGAACCACAAGUUCAGGUAUGUCAUUGGGUGAAUUUGCAUUCAGCAAUGACUUCAACAUCAGAAACUCUGCGGACAGGGAAUCUGAGACUCCAGGAGAGUGGUUUGAAUCAGGCAUACCAUAUACCGACCUCACCUAUGAUGCAGAUGACGUAUAUUCUCUCCAAAAUUUUUGCAAGAAAAAGCCUCCGGGACUCAGCUGGGAGGCUAUCUGCAGCCUGCAGCUGGAGGUUUUCAAAGAUGUGGAGGAAGGUGGUGAUGCCAUGAAAACAUUGCCCGAGUGUUCAAUAUGCCUGGAGAGGUUCUUGGUGGGGGAUGAGCUGAUUCAGCUCUGUUGCGGUCAUAGGUUCCAUUUCACUUGCUUGGAGCCAUGGCUGCGGGCUUGUGGGGAUUGCCCAUAUUGUCGGGCAAGUCUAUAAUCUUUCGGUUAUGGAGCAACACAUACAAAGAUACAAUGAACCCCUUAUUCAUUUAUUCUCGCAGCGUUACGUGACAUGCCCAAUGCUGGAGAUGCCCACAGAACUGAUUUUGUUCUUGUGAUGUCAUUUGUAUUGUUGGAUUAGCAGAGGCACAACUUGUACCAGCCUUCUCUCUUAUGUGCUUGUUAUUGUGCCUGUGAGUGUAAAAUAUGAUAUGUUGUAUGUUGUUCGAAUUUGUUUUAAAACAAAAUUAGUUGAAAAAGGCUUCUUGAUGGACUA